Lichtheimia ornata is the source of this 651-nucleotide messenger RNA. RefSeq lists its product as uncharacterized. The record is from RefSeq and is a predicted model, not a curated record. The transcript has a single exon. The coding region runs from base 1 to 651 and encodes 216 amino acids. NCBI's taxonomy places the organism in Eukaryota, Fungi, Mucoromycota, Mucoromycetes, Mucorales, Lichtheimiaceae.
AUGGCCUUCCAUCGUAUUGCGUUUGCAGAAGACGUGAUGAGCCAGGAUAGUUCAAUUUCGCCAGCCCUCCUUUACGACGAGAUGGACUUUCCACCGCUUCAAGAUGGAUGGCAGUUGCUGAAUGAGGCGGAUGCUGACGAUGACGACCAUCAUCAUGCAUUUGUGCACAAGGUGGUUCCACAAGAAUGGGAUUGGCAGUGUAUUACAAAAGAACAUCGACCCGCAUUGUAUGCUCAAGUAGCAAGUCGUGCUCUUGAUGAUGAUGACAUCAACUCUUCCACCACCACGUUUACUUUACCUGUUGUCGCAAAACCAGCUGCUCGUCGACGUUCCUCUUUGCUCCGCAAAGCAACAGAUACAUGGCAUCCCACUUUCGAAUCGCAACACGAUCUAGGAGAUGAGCUCCAUGGUCAAUACAAAUCGUCUCAUCGUCGUCUUCGUCGUUCUAUGAAGCUCUCGGCAAAACAACGACCUCGUCGCCAACGCUAUACGACAUCCGUUGUAUUCGAUCAUGGCCAUAACGUGGACGAACAAGGCCGUAAACGACGUCAACGCACUACUACCAAAGGAUCAUCCUCCACCUCUUCGUCAUCCAACAACAAAAAGAUAGCAUUGGAGCAAGGACUGGAUUGGGUGGUGUCUUUCCCUUAA